UUCAUUUUAAGAACAUUUUUAUGAUUUAAAGUUUUACCUUCUCUUCUUAUAGCCCAUUCUGAUAGGAACAGAAAAGUCAAGAACAGGGCUAUGUGCAGAUUACAUUUUUCUCUGCCUUGCCUAUGACCCUUUCUUCUUGUUACCUAUAAUCUUGCAUUAUUAAUCCAGGAGAUACUUGCUCGUGUGUCUGUUUGCCAGUUCUGCACUGGGAGACAAAUUAACUGCCAUGAUUUAGGCCUUUCAAGUAUUCCUAGGAAUUUUUCUGAAAUUACAGUUUUUCUGUACCUGGGAAAUAACUUAUUUCAUAUAAAUAAAAGUGAAUUAACAGGGCUUCAUUCUCUUGUAGUAUUAUAUUAGGAUAAUGCUAGCAUUGUGUGUGUAUAUCCAAAAGCCUUUGUUCAUUUGAGGCACCUCUAUUUUCUAUAUCUAAAUAAUAAUUUUAUGAAACAUUUGGAUCCCGGAAUAUUUGAGGGGCUUUCCAGUCUUUGUAAUUUAUAUUUACAGUGUAAUCUAUCCUUUGUUCCAAGAGGAGUAUUUAAUGAUCUAGUUCAGUACUUAAAUCUGCAAAGAAAUCAUCUCACUCUCCUCGGGAGUGACUUUGUUGGCAUGAUUGCUCUUCGGAUAAUUGAUUUAUCCAACAAUAAUAUUUUGAGGAUAUCAGACACAGGCUUUCAGCAUCUUGGAAACUUGGAUUGUUUGUAUCUAGAAGGUAAUAAUUUAGCAAAAGUACCAUCAGAUGCUUUUGAAGUGCUUAAGAGUCUUAAAAGACUUUCUUUGUCUCAAAAAGCAAUACAGUCCUUUGCAUUUAAAGGGCUUGUCAACUUGGGAUAUUUGCUUCUGAAAAAUUCAAGAAUUAAAAACAUUACUAGUGAUGGGUUUAAUGGAAUUAACAAUCUUAAACAUUUGCUCUUAAGUCAUAAUGAUUUGGAAAUGUCUGACACAUUUAGAUAUUAAAGAAUUUAAUUUACCUUAAUUAAAUUAGACAGAAGCAGAAUAAUCAGCAUUGAUAAUGAUACAGUUGAGAACAUGGGAGCAUAUUUGAAGAUCCUUAAUCUGUCAUUUAAUAAUCUUACAGACUUACAUCCAAGGGUCCUUAAGCCAUUGUCUUCAUUGACUCAUCUUCAGGCAAAUUCUAAUCCUUGGAAAUGUAACAGCAAACUAUUGGGCCUUCGCAACUAACUGGCUAGCAUCUUCAGCCAUUACCUAAACAUCUGUUGUCAGAACCCCCCAUCCAUGCGUGGCAGAGCAUUGCAUUAUAUUAAGUGGACUGACUGUACAGAUUGCGUUACGUCUUCGACAAAUGUAUCCAGAGCUUGGGCUAUAAAAUCUCUUCAUAUUCAUCACAAGACUACUGCGUUAAUGAUGGCCUGGCGUAAAGUAACCACAAAUGGGAAACACUUGGAAAAUACCAAGAGCAUUUCUUUCGGGGAACAAACUUCACCUAUCAGUAGAGUUUUUCAAGAGAAUACCUUUGCUAAUCCACUAGAGACUACUGCAGUGUUACCUGUGCAAUUACAGCUUACUUCUUCUGUUAACUUGACUUUGGAAAAAACCAGCGCUCUACCAAUUGAUGCUGCUUCAGUGUCAGGGAAGACAUCUCUAAUUUGUACACAAGAAGUUGAAAGGUUAAGUGAGGCUUUUGACAUUUUGCUAGCUUUUUUUAUCUUAGCUUGUAUUUUAAUCGUGUUUUUGAUCUACAAAGUUGUUCAAUUUAAACAAAAACUAAAGACACCAGAAAACUCAGGGGAAAAUAGACUUGAAUACUACAGCUUUUAUCAGUCUGCAAGGUAUAAUGUAACUGCCUCAGUUUGUAACACUUGCCAAAAUUCUCUCGAAAGCCCUGGUUUGGAGCAAAUUCAACUUCAUAAACAAACUAUUCCUGAAAAUGAGGCACAGGUCAUUCUCUUUGAACAUUCUGCUUUAUAAUUCAACUAAAUAGUGGCUGUAAGAAACUUUAGUGCCAUGGACAUGAAUAAAACUGAAGCUUCCUUGUAGAAUUAUAAACUUUAUUUGGAAAUAUAAUGAAUUACAUGAGCUUAGCAUUAAUAAAUAAUGUUUUUAAUAACUUGUCA
Messenger RNA from Myotis brandtii (Brandt's bat), 2072 nucleotides. It is a transcript of the gene LRRC70, whose product is annotated as leucine rich repeat containing 70. Gene Ontology annotation, molecular function: protein binding. Lineage: Eukaryota; Metazoa; Chordata; Mammalia; Chiroptera; Vespertilionidae. The record is from RefSeq and is a predicted model, not a curated record. Gene Ontology annotation, cellular component: extracellular matrix.